AUGGAUAAAUAUAUUCCCCUUCAUCUCAUAACAGAGAUUUUGUCAAAGCUACCGGUAAAAUCACUGUUGAAAUUCAGGUGUGUUUCAAAAUCAUGGCUUUCGGUAAUUUGGAGCCCUCAAUUCAUCAAAGCUCAUCUCAAAGACCAUGCUUCCGAAGACAACCAGCGCCUCCUCAUAUUGGGCAACUUUGGCAGCUUCAAACAUUGUUCUCUUAAGUCUUUAAUGUACGGAGAGCCUAGUCCUCGUCUGAUUACCGUUGACAUCCCAAUCCCGCUGCCUGAUGAACGAAGCGGAAGAGGGGCGUCGUCGUUUACCGAGCAUAUAAGCUGGUAUGGUCCUGUUCGUAUUGUUGGCUGUUGUGAUGGAUUGAUAUGUAUUUCCGUCACUCGAGCGAGUCAAUCCGAUUUUAUAUUGUGGAAUCCAUCAAUAAGAAAAUACAAGAAGUUGCCCAAUUUAGGUCUUCCAUCAACAUCUCCCUCAAACAGGGUCUGGGGUUUCGGGUAUGAUAGUUUUAGUGACGAUUAUAAAGCAGUGAUACUGGUAAAACAAUGCUCGAUUAAUGGCGAAGGUUUGAGGGUUGAGACUAGAGUUUACAGCAGGAAAAGUGAAGCUUGGAGAAGGAUUGCAGAUUUUCCUAGUACUCCUCGGUAUACAUCCCCUUCAUCUGGUGUGCUUGUGAACGGGAAGCUCCAUUUUUUGGCCCAUGAAAAAGUGCGUGGUAGAAUUAUUGUUUCACUUGAUCUAACGACGGAGACAUAUGGGGAGAUGGAGGAACCGAAUCAUUACGAGAGUGAUGUGUGCGUAACGUUGAGUGAAAUUGAAGGGAUCCUUUUGUAUUUUAUUAAUCCUUUCCCCGGUCCUUUUGGAAGAGGUGGUGAUCUGUGGGUAAUGAAGGAAUAUGGAGGAUCUUGGACUAAGGUGCUUACAUUUCCACAUGAACCUUCGGGUCCAUUUUGCCCAAAGCUGCUUUCUGUAUCAGCUGAGGGUGAAUUGUUGAUGCGAGAGUGUGUUGGAAUUGAGCUUUACAGUUCAAGAGAAGGUAAAUCUUUCCGGCUCUUGAAGGAGAUUUAUAACGUGUUCGAUGCUUAUUGCUUUACUGAAAGCCUCGUUUUGCCGAGUACACAUGACUCAAACUGCAAUGACAACAUGAAACCCACAAAAUUCUGA
Messenger RNA from Coffea eugenioides, 1167 nucleotides. RefSeq names its product F-box/kelch-repeat protein At3g23880-like. The transcript has a single exon. Gene Ontology annotation, molecular function: protein binding. NCBI's taxonomy places the organism in Eukaryota, Viridiplantae, Streptophyta, Magnoliopsida, Gentianales, Rubiaceae. The coding region runs from base 1 to 1167 and encodes 388 amino acids. The record is from RefSeq and is a predicted model, not a curated record.